AUGAACAUCGUUGGUUUUCGUAUAGAUGACCCUGUAAAUUAUAUUUCUGAUCCCCACCCACACCACCACCAAAAGAGUAACCACUUCUUGACGCCAUCAGAGGCUACAACAAAACCAACAAUUAUCUUGGAAUUUCGUUACGUCGGCGCUCUUGGACGCUUCACUUUCUUACCUCGAGAUGACUCGAUCUUAUUUUUACAAGAGGUUCGAUCACCACCCGCUUCAUAUAGAGUUCGUUUUCCCAUCUGGAGUUCACCGUCUGAUAAAAUACAUGCCAAAAAACAAGAGUCGGAAAUCCUGAGAAGCAUAGGAAUCAAUAGAGAAACUCGGUUAGACAUUAUGAAUAAACUGAGUACAGAGAUUGCAUUGUAUCUGAAAAACAGCAAUAUUAAUAAUGUCGGACAUGUCUUAAUUGCUGUUAAUGUAGUUACAAUGGAGGGGGAAAUUAUAGAGUACAGCGACUAUGAAGAAGAAUUUAUCAGGAUUGCUGAGAUGGAGUCCAUGGAAGAUGUUAAGCUGAUACCUGCUAGUAAAUCAUCCAUUCGAAAAUUGGAAAAACUGGCGGUUGAUGAUACUCCCGAAAGCUCGUGCAGGAUCUGCUUGGAUGAGAUUGAGACGGGGAAUGAAGCGAUUCGGAUGCCGUGUUUGCACUGUUAUCACCAGGACUGCAUUGUCCAGUGGUUGCAGAUUAGCCACUUUUGUCCAAUCUGUCGCUAUGAAAUGCCUGAAGAAUUAGAAGAACUGCCUAUCUAG
Molecule: messenger RNA, 753 nt
Organism: Mercurialis annua (annual mercury)
Lineage: Eukaryota; Viridiplantae; Streptophyta; Magnoliopsida; Malpighiales; Euphorbiaceae
Exons: 1
Coding region: 1-753 (250 amino acids)
Biological process (GO): protein ubiquitination
Cellular component (GO): cytoplasm
Molecular function (GO): ubiquitin protein ligase activity; zinc ion binding
Source: RefSeq, a predicted model, not a curated record